Molecule: messenger RNA, 1221 nt
Organism: Ilex paraguariensis (yerba mate)
Lineage: Eukaryota; Viridiplantae; Streptophyta; Magnoliopsida; Aquifoliales; Aquifoliaceae
Source: the annotation of a GenBank genome assembly
AUGAAGGUAGAAAUCCUAUCAAGGAAGUUGAUCAAGCCAUCCGUUCCAACUCCACAUCACCUUCACCAAAAGAAGAUAUCCGUGUUUGAUCAGUUGGCUCCUCCAUCAUACACCCCCCUAGUCCUCCAUUACUCUGCCAAUGGCGACAUACGUGAAAACGCCCAAAGAUGUGCCCAGUUGGAGAGAUCAUUAUCGGAGGCCUUAACCACAUUUUACCCAUUGGCUGGGAGAUUUAAUGCUGAUAAUCUCUUGAUUGAGUGUAAUGAUGAAGGGGUGGAAUAUUUGGAAGCCCAAGUGGACUGUAAGCUUGAUGAAUUCCUCAUAGAACCCAAAAUUGAGCUGCUAAAUCAUCUCCUUCCAUCUGAUAUAGAGAUAGAUAAACUUGAUCCUGUCACGAGUCCUUUAUUAGCAAUCCAGAUCAACCGCUUCAAUUACGGCGGAUUGACCAUUGGCCUCUACUUUUCACACAUGAUUAUUGAUGCAUCUGCAGUUGCAUCUUUUAUUACUGCAUGGGCAAGUUCAAGCCAAGCAGAGGUGGCCAAUGAAACCAUUCAUCAACCAAAUUUCGAUUUGGCAAUAACAAAGCUGAAAACUAAUGCUCAAGCACUAGCUCAGAUCCAAACUAGUGGUAUGGAACGCCAACCAACGCGUGUGGAGGUGGUGACAGCAAUGAUAUGGAAGGCCCUUAUAAGUGCAGCUCGAGCAAAACAUGGGCGCUUGAGGGAUUCUUUGCUCGUCCAAAUUGUGAACAUGAGGGGGAAAACAAUCCCACCAUUGCCAGAGAUUUCAUUGGGAAACUUUUUUUUGGCUGCCGUUGCUCGAUCCUCAGCAGACGAGAACAAGAUGGAGUUGCAUGACUUGGUGAGUUUGGUACGAGAUGGAACAAGAGAUGCCAUUGCUAAGUUCGCGAAACUACCUGUCCUGAAUGGUAAUGAGGUUAGGCUGAUGUUGGAAAACCUCCGUACCGAGUGCCUGGGAGGAUUGUACAAUAGCGAGGUUGAUGUGAGAGUUUUUAGCAGCUGGUGCAGGUUUCCACUUUAUGAAGCUGAUUUCGGAUGGGGGAAGCCGGAUUGGGUAAGUCUGACAAGUUGUCCUGCAGAAAUAGUAUUCCUGAUGGACACCAAAUGUGGGGAAGGCAUUGAAGCAUGGGUGAAUUUGAAUGAACAAGACAUGCUCCACUUUCAACAAGACCCGGACAUUGUAGCUUUCUCUUCUCAGUAA